AUUCUGAACAAUGUGGUCUCAGAGGCCAUCCAACUGAGGUAUACUGCGGAAGAUGGCCAGCGCCUCGGCAUGCAUCGAGACGCCUUUACGAACCGCCUCCAGGAAGUGUCAUACGGGCCAGAUGAGGACGAAAACAACGAAACCCAGCAGGCGGCGGAAGAGGACGCCACAACGGCCGAGAUGGAAGAUGACGGCUUCGAGGACUUGGAGGACUUGGAGCAGCGGGCAAGCGUGGAUGGCGACAAGGAGGGCGCAGAGCCUCCCGCCUCGGGGCCGCCGACAGCUAGAGCGGAGCGCGUCCUACAGGAGUAUGCAGAGGCGACGGGCUUUGAGUGCGACGAAACGACUGGAGGCUGGUGCCGCGUAAUACUCGAGUUUGAGGCGGCCAUGCCAGCCCAUUCACCAAGAUGAGCUUCGAGACGACGCUGGGCUUUCUGAAGGACGCGGUGCUAGAUGGAGACUGGG
Messenger RNA from Ilyonectria robusta, 465 nucleotides. RefSeq lists its product as uncharacterized. The record is from RefSeq and is a predicted model, not a curated record. The transcript has a single exon. Bases 70 to 411 code for a protein of 113 amino acids. NCBI's taxonomy places the organism in Eukaryota, Fungi, Ascomycota, Sordariomycetes, Hypocreales, Nectriaceae.